UAAAUCGAUCACUAGGACCUAGUGACUAGGCAAGCGGAACAACGCAUCACUGAUUUGGUGGGGAGUGGGAAAAUGAAAAUGGAAGUGAAAGAGAAACAUUCCUAGCAAACAGACUGUUCACCGAUCGGGGAAUUGUAUAAUGAUUGCAUUGGACAAACAUACUUCUCUGCUAUUCUUCCUUUUAUGCGUUUGGAAAUUUAAUGCCAUUGAAAGUUCUCCACCGGUAGUUUUAUGGCAUGGAAUGGGAGAUAGUUGCUGUUUUUCGUUCAGCUUGGGAGCAAUAAAAAAGUUGAUAGAGGCAACUCUACCUAACAUCUACGUUUAUUCCAUUCGUCUAGGAAACAACGUAAUAGAGGAUGUGGAACACAGUUACUUUGGAAAUAUUAACCAACAAAUAUCACAAGUUUGCGAGCAACUAUCAAAGGAUAAACAUCUCAAAGAUGGUUAUAAUGCUAUUGGGUUUUCUCAAGGUGCUCAGUUUAUGAGAGCUGUGAUUCAAAGAUGUCCGAAUCCUCCGGUUAUGAAUUUCAUUUCUAUGGGUGGUCAACAUCAAGGUGUUUUUGGCUUACCAAACUGUGGAGCUCUGGGGAAUAACACUUGCAGUUACAUGUCUCGCAUGAUCAAAUAUGGAGCAUACUUGAAGCUUGUCCAAGAAAAGCUUAUUCAAGCAACAUACUGGCACGAUCCAUAUCAGGAGAAAGAAUAUAAGGAGAACAGCAUAUUUAUGGCAGAUAUUAAUAACGAACUUCAUAUUAAUCAGACCUACAAAGACAAUCUUCAAAAGCUACAUUCCAUGGUAUUAGUAAAGUUUACUAAUGACACCAUAGUUUGGCCAAGAGAAUCAGAAUGGUUCGGAUUCUAUACGCCAGGCCAAGGAACUAAAAUUCAAACCCUGGAAGAAAGUGAUUUAUAUCGCACGGAUCGUCUAGGAUUAAAAAUACUACAUAAAUUAGGAAAAUUGUAUUUCCUUUCUUCACCUGGAAAUCAUCUACAAUUCACAGAAAGUUGGUUUGUUAACAAUAUAAUUAAAGUAUAUUUGAUGUAA
Colletes gigas is the source of this 1045-nucleotide messenger RNA. RefSeq names its product palmitoyl-protein thioesterase 1 (gene Ppt1). Bases 140 to 1045 code for a protein of 301 amino acids. Gene Ontology annotation, cellular component: lysosome. The record is from RefSeq and is a predicted model, not a curated record. Gene Ontology annotation, molecular function: palmitoyl-(protein) hydrolase activity. The transcript has 8 exons. Gene Ontology annotation, biological process: protein depalmitoylation; receptor-mediated endocytosis. NCBI's taxonomy places the organism in Eukaryota, Metazoa, Arthropoda, Insecta, Hymenoptera, Colletidae.